Messenger RNA from Aspergillus wentii DTO 134E9, 936 nucleotides. RefSeq lists its product as uncharacterized. Bases 1 to 936 code for a protein of 311 amino acids. NCBI's taxonomy places the organism in Eukaryota, Fungi, Ascomycota, Eurotiomycetes, Eurotiales, Aspergillaceae. The record is from RefSeq and is a predicted model, not a curated record. The transcript has a single exon. Gene Ontology annotation, molecular function: carbon-oxygen lyase activity, acting on phosphates.
AUGCAGCUUUCGGUCCCUUCGCAAAACGAUUAUGAGCACAUUGUGUCAAGAUUCCUAAAAGACAUAGGAUAUUUCAAACCAUCGAUCACUCCGGAUUUGUCCCUGGAGAAACCGGUCACCUCCUACUUUGGUUCGCAGCCUUGGGAACCUUUGAUCAAAGACCAAGCCGUCAAACGGGCGAAAAGGUCUGCUGUUGAACUGGGGAUGAUUUACCCAUUUGUCUCCAAGGAACACAAAAUCGCCUGUAGCAUUUUCAUCACCUAUGUGUUCUUAAUCGACGACUGCGAGUCAGGCCUCAUUCCAGGCCUCGAAGAGUUCGAAACACGGUUGAUCCAGGGGAAACCGCAGGAGUCGCCUGUCCUAACCUCGAUGCUUGAAUUCCUCGGUAAGAUGGGCACGCUUUUCGGGUCCUAUGGCAGAAUCAUAAUCUCCAAGAGCAUGGUGGAGUUCAUCGGUGGACGACUGGUCGAGAACCGCUAUGAGGGAUCGAUGGUGCCCCCGGUUGGAGCACUGCGAUUUCCUCAGUAUUUUCGUCGAAAGGCCAGCAUUGCGGACCCCUUCGCUCACUUUGCCUUCCCCCAGCAGCUCUAUCCAGAAGAAGUCUUCUUGGAGGAGUAUCUCCCGAUUCUUCCGGACGCCGCCGAUUUCGUCAGUUUUUCCAACGAUAUUAUAUCCUUUUACAAGGAAACCAUGACGGGGGUUGAGGACCUAAAUUACAUUUGUAAUUUCGCCCACGUCCGCCAGAUUAGUCUGCUGGAGGCACUGCGGAUCACCAGUGAGAAGGCGGUUCAGUGUGUGCGCAACAUUCGAGCUGUUCUAUCCAAGUCAAAGUAUCCCGAGCUCCUGGAUACAACCGAUUUAUUCCUCCAGUCCUAUGUGGCGUGCCAUUUCAAUUUACCACGUUAUAAGCUUGGGGAACUGGACAUUCGUGUGUAG